AUGCCAGAUGAGCUUCCAAGAAAUAAACGGGAUUGGAGACAAGCAGCCACACGCAAUAAUAUCCAUCACACUCAAUCACUGACUGCUGGUCCCCCUUUGGUUAGUGGCAGCAAAUUCAAGUUUGGACAUUACCUUCGUCUACGCGUCCUGUACAUUGACGAACGAGACCCUGAAGAGUUGACUACAAGUCGCGGGUUCCCUAAGGAACGGCUUGAGGAAAUGAAGCAAAUUCUUGACAAGGACACUGAUGCGGCCUUUUUGAGGACUUUCUUACAAGAUAAGAGAAACAUCGAAACCUGCUGGAGCGUGGGAAAUGCAAGGAAGUCUGGCAUGUUUGCCGUUGCAUUGGAGCACUUGCAUCUCAUCUCGAAACGAGAGAACCGCCAAAUGGACGACAGCGAAGACGUAACCGACCUCAAGAUCGUUAUAAGCCCCCUCAAAACGCGGAGCAUGACUCAGUCGAGUGCACACUAUCGCGAGCGAAUACUUUCAAAUACGGUCCCUUCGACGCCUACCCCAAAGUCUCGAGAACCAUAUCGCGAGCCUCCACUCAGCGACUUCAGUGACGACUUUAGCAGCCUGAACCUGGAGUCUCCGGAAGACAUCGUUUCCGAAGCUGGCUCGGACCUUCGGAGAGCCAGGUACGACUUUGAGCGCUCCGACUUCACACCGGGAGAUGAGCAGACAGUCAACGCUGCCUUGGUGGCAUUGAUAAUGGUAUUGUCAUGGUUACUCGGCCGCACGGGCCGUGUUCAUCACGACCGAGCAAGAUUCAGUAUCUCCAAAGACGCUGAGACCUAUCUCUACUCGGCGUGCGUGGACGGUCUGAUUAUGCACCUCGAUGUUGACAAGUGUAACGGUUUUAUGGAGGUCAAGCGGGAUUUUCGCGGUGGAAACCCUUCUGUGAGAAGACAAAUAGCAGCGCAAAUGGCUGCAUUUAUCUAUGAGCAAGUUAGUACUCGCAAAUAG
Letharia lupina is the source of this 969-nucleotide messenger RNA. RefSeq lists its product as uncharacterized. NCBI's taxonomy places the organism in Eukaryota, Fungi, Ascomycota, Lecanoromycetes, Lecanorales, Parmeliaceae. The record is from RefSeq and is a predicted model, not a curated record. The coding region runs from base 1 to 969 and encodes 322 amino acids. The transcript has a single exon.